Molecule: messenger RNA, 3489 nt
Organism: Closterium sp. NIES-65
Lineage: Eukaryota; Viridiplantae; Streptophyta; Zygnematophyceae; Desmidiales; Closteriaceae
Source: the annotation of a GenBank genome assembly
AUGCAGCGCUGGGCCACGGCCGCCGCACCGCAUCACGACGAGGAUGAGCCACGUCAGCAACAGCCACGUCAGCAGCAGCAGCAGCAGCGGUUCAGCGACUCGAACGAGCCUCUGUUCAGCGUGGAGGUGCUUAAAGCCCACGCGGCGCUGGGCCAUGGGCGCAUCACGUGCAGCGCCGCGGGCAACUCCGUGGUUGCCGUAGGGACUUCUGACGGCUGGCUCGUGCGAUACGACUUUCUGAAUGAUGAGCUGGCAGAGAUCAACCUAGCGUCUUACAUCCCCCCAGACUCUUCCUCCUCCUCCUCCACCACCUCCUCGUACCCAUCUGCAACCCCCAUCAACGGGUCCUACCGCAUACACCGCGCGCGGCAUGUGGCACGGCAUCGCAUGGCAAUCGGGGCUGUGGCUGCUGUGGCGUGGCAGCCUGCUCCCAUGGCACAUGAUGGCAGCACGCGGGAGAUCAUUCUCGCCACGGAGGGCGGGCGGCUCUACGAGGCGGCGUUCGAGGAAGCAGACAAGCGAGACCGCCCGCUGAAGCUGCUCUUCGAAUUGCCCGACGCUGAAAAGUGCCCCUUUCGGGGCAUCCAGAUGGAAGUGCUGGGAUUACACGGGGGAGGCUCAUCAGGGGGAGGUUUUUCUGCAGGGGGAGGAGGAGCCGGGGGAGGUACAACUGCGCCAGGCGCAUCAUCUCAGCGCUUCUUCGUCCUGGCCGCCACAGCCACUCGCCUCCUUGCCUUUGUCGGCUCCACGUCUCUCGAGGCCACCUUUGCACCCUUCUCAUCUCAAAUGCCCAAGUUUAUCGAGCUGCCCGCAUCAUCCCCCCUCAUACCAAGCUCGCUGCACUUCUUUGGUCGCCAGCAGCGGUACGCAGAGCGGUUUGCAUGGAUGGCGGGGCCUGGCGUGCUCUUCGGCCACCUCAACCUCAACGCCACGUCCUCCAGCGCAAGUCCCUGCUGCCCUUCGCCAAGCUGCUCCCAGCACUGUCUGUCUGUGUGUGCCCCACAGGGACACCCUCAUCUCCCUGUCUCCUGCCCUCUCCCCGCCCUCUCCCACCCUCGCCCCUUCCCCCCCCCCUCCAGCUCCUCAUCAGAGCCCCCCAUCCAGCGCAAGUCUCUGCUGCCCUUCGCCAAGCUUCUCCCAGCCGGUCCCAUUAGCAGCGCAGAUGACACUGACGACAGUGCUGGUGCUGCUGCCGGUGCGGCUGCGGUGGAGCAUCCGACGGCAAUGGCAGUGUCUGAGUUCCACCUGCUGCUGCUCUACAGCGAUCACAUCAAGGUGGCUGGGGCGGGUGUGGCGGCGGAGGAAUUGGAGGGAGGGUGGGUGCGUGAGAAGGUACACCUGCCUUGCCCUCCUCCCCCUUUCCCUCAUGUUUCUGUGCUCAUGAAGAAGGGCAGCAGUAGGCAAGAUCAUGAACCUAGUGAGCGAGGCGCCUGCCUUGCCCUCCCCCUUUUGAGGCGCCUCAAAAGACACCUGCCUGCCCCUCCCCCUUUCCUCAUAUUGUUGAGUCGACUCAAAAGUCACCUCGCAUGUCUCUCCCCUCUCCCAAACAUCAUGAACCAAGCGAGCGAGGCUCUGGUGGAUCAACUCCCCUUCCACGCAAACACGCACUUUCCUCUUCCUGUGCUUCCCCCGGGCCCCCACCCACUCAUCCACCUCCCAUGCUCUACCAACCUUCUCCCUGCCUGUCAACAGAUUGUCAACCAAGUGAGCGAGGUGCUGGUGGAUCAGCUGCCCUUUCAUGCCACCGCUCUGGAGAUGGCGCCAGGUGGCAUGCUCGGAUUGGUUGCUGACGAGGUUGCCUCAGCCUACUAUGCAUUCUGCUCCAACAACAUAUACGAGAUUGCUGUGUGCGACGAGGGCAGGGCCAUGUGGCAGGUGUAUCUGGACAGGCACGACUACGCCAUGGCCCUCUCCUUCUGCCGCACACCGCUCCAACGCGACCGGGUAUAUGCAGCCCAGGCAGAGUCAGCGUUCAAGGAUGGGGACUAUGAAAGAGCCGCCACCUUCUUUGCUCGGACGGCCCACCAGGUGCCAUUUGAAGAGGUGGCGCUCAAAUUCGUGGAGGCAGGGCAGCAGGACGCCCUGAGGAGCUUCCUACUGCACAAGCUGGACCACCUACCGAAGCAGGAGCGUGCGCAGAUGACCAUGGUGGCCACGUGGGCUUCAGAACUGUACCUUGACAAGAUCAACCGGUUGUUGCUGCAACUGCCACCUGACUUUGAGAAGCACGAUUCGAUAGCUACCAAGUCCGAGUCCAGUUCUGCUGCUGCUGCUGCUGCUGCUGCUGCUGCUGCUGCUGCUGCUGCUGCUGCUGCUGGUGCUUCUGGUGCUGCUGGUGCUGCUGGUGCUGCUGGUGCUUCUGGUGCUGCUGGUGCUGCUGGGGAAGGAAGCAGGACAGGAGUGGAAGGAUCAAGGACGGGAGGUUCGAAGGAGGGUUCAGGAGUGGAAGGGUUGAGAGAGGAGUAUAGAAGGGUGGUGGCGGCGUUCAGAGCGUUCCUCAGUGACUGCAAGGACGUGCUGAAUGAAGCCACCACUGUAAAGCUGCUCGCCAGCUAUGGUCGGGAGGAGGAGCUGGUGUACUUUGCAGGACUGAAGCAGCGGCACGAGACAGUCAUCGAACACUUUAUUCGGGUAUCGCCCUCUGUCACAUCUGUUCUCUCUGCCAGACCUCCCCUCUUGCCCCUCACGCAUGGGCCCACCCCCCUCCCUCCCUGCCAGUACAAGUUCUCACCAGCCCUCGUGCUCCUCGCUCCUUCCAGCACUGUUGACCUCUGGAUCAUGUCUGCGUCUGCUGCUUCUCGUGUCCUUCCCCUUCUGUCCCCCCUUCCACUCCUUGCCCUUUCGUUCCCUCCCCCUCCUUCCCAGUACAAGUUCUCACCAGCACUCGUGCUCCUGGCUCCUUCCAGCACUGUUGACCUCUGGAUCAUGUCUGCCUCUGCUGCCUCCGCUCCUGCUUCUGCUACUCCUUCUUCUGCCGGUGCUGCUGCCGCUGCAUCUGCUGCGGCAGGGUUCGAUCCUCGUCGGCUUAUCCCAGCAAUCAUGCGUUGUGCUACUGCCUCUAGUGGUGCUGCUACGGCUGCCACUGUUACCAGCUACCAGCCAAAUGAAGCCAUCCGCUUUUUGGAGUUUUGUGUGCACAGGCUGGGAUCCAGAGAUCCUGCCAUCCACAACCUGCUGCUCUCUCUCUAUGCUGACCAGAUGGAGCAUGUGUUGGAGUUGAAGCGGCAGCUGCUGGGAGUGCUGGAGACCCCGAGGAGGGGUGGCAAGCAACGAGGCGCAGGAGGAGGAAUAGGAGGAGCAGGAGUAGAGGGAGACAGUGACGUGGUGGACCUUCAUGCGGGACUAUCGUCAAUUGAUAAGGUGCGGAUGCAGCUGGAUGAAGCAAUUGCCGGUGAAUGCCCUUUCUGCGGUUCACUGAUGGUGGCUAGCACAUCUGAGCCGUUGAUCGCUGCUCAUGAAGGAAAUGUGCUAGAUGCAUGGAGCAUUUGA